Molecule: messenger RNA, 961 nt
Organism: Cimex lectularius (bed bug)
Lineage: Eukaryota; Metazoa; Arthropoda; Insecta; Hemiptera; Cimicidae
Product: 40S ribosomal protein S3-A
Exons: 2
Coding region: 184-909 (241 amino acids)
Biological process (GO): translation; positive regulation of apoptotic signaling pathway
Cellular component (GO): cytosolic small ribosomal subunit; nucleus
Molecular function (GO): RNA binding; structural constituent of ribosome
Source: RefSeq, a predicted model, not a curated record
UAUAUUAUCAGGAAAAAUCUGUCAAUUGAAAGAAAUCGAGCCAGCACAAGUGUGAGUAUUGUAACCUGCCAAGCCGAAAAUCUUUCCUUUCCUCGCCUGACACGCGUGCCGUGGUGGCCAGAAGCCGUUUUUUCGAAUUUCGCCGAGUAGUUUUGAUUUAAAAGUGGGACAAAAACGGGGGCCAUGGGAUCGCCGCCGGGGAGCAACGUCCCGAUUUCGGAUAAGAGGAAAUUCGUCGCCCAGGGGGUCCUGAAGGCGGAGUUGAACGAGUUCCUGACCCGGGAGCUCGCCGAGGAAGGUUACUCGGGGAUUGAAAUGAGGAUGACACCGGCCCGGACGGAAAUCAUCAUCAUGGCGACGAGCACGCAGAACGUCCUGGGCGAAAAGGGAAAAAGGAUCAGGGCUUUAACGUCAGUCAUACAGAAGAGGUUCCAGUUCGCCGAAGGGAAGCUGGACCUGUAUACUGAAAAGGUCGCCACACGUGGUCUGUGCGCCAUCGCACAAGCAGAAUCCCUCAGGUACAAACUAAUUGGAGGCUUAGCCGUGAGAAGGGCAUGCUAUGGAGUCCUCAGAUUUAUAAUGGAGAACGGGGCCAAGGGCUGUGAAAUAGUCGUUUCUGGAAAACUCCGAGGGCAAAGGGCCAAGUCGAUGAAAUUUGUCGACGGCCUCAUGAUCCACAGUGGCGACCCUUGCAACGAAUAUGUCGACUCUGCCACAAGACAUGUCCUAUUAAGGCAAGGCGUGCUUGGAAUCAAAGUGAAAAUUAUGCUCCCAUGGGACACCCUUGGGAAAAUCGGGCUUAAGAAACCUCUUCCUGAUAACGUUUGUGUAUGUGAUCCAAAAGAAGAAACUGUCAUAUCUGGGCCGGUUUCUGACAUCAAGGAUCCUCUCAUACCAGCUGUUGCUUAAGAAACACUUUCUCUUCUUUUUCUUGUCUUUUUGUAAAAACAAUAUUUAAACU